AUAAGACGUCACCUCUAACUUUCGUUCCGCCUAACGCAGUCGCUCCGCAGCAACCGCUUGCGCCAUUAUCUUCAAUGCCUCCUGCUACAGCGCCAGUGCCUCCGCCUGCGGCAGCUCCAGCUGCGCAUCAUCAUCCUUCAGCAGCUUUGGACCCGGUCGCGCAUGCCAUUGGCCGAACGGACAGUCCGGCGGUAGCAACUUCAGCCAAUGCUGCCGUUGCUCCCAGUCCGGGCCAGUACCACCACUCCUAUCAGCCUCUGUACGCGCCUUACGCCUACAAUUCGACGCCCAGUUAUCCCAACUCCGUCCCGUAUCCCACUCCUCCUUUAUCGACGAACGUACCGACGCCACUGCCGGCGCAUCAAACGCAACCCGCUCCAGUAACACAGGCGCAGCCCAUUGCAACCCAUGCGCACCCAACGGCAUCAGUACCUCCUCCUCCUCCUGCGGGAGGUCAGCAGACGAUGCCUGUCAGUUCAAUGGGGGGUUCCGCUCUACCGUUGCACCAUCAGCCCCUUGAGCAUUUGUCAUCGAAACACGGUCCUACUCCUUCGAAAGUAGCAGCCGUUUCCCGCGGGUCAGAGGGCGUGGCUAGAGAACGGGAGAGCUACAGUAGUGUAACGUCGCUGAGUCGAAGUAGCGUUCGAACGACGACGCCCGUUCAGAGCCAUGCUGCUUCAUCCGUCACCGUAGUGUCUUCUAGUCUGGCAGUUCCUGCCCCCACAACUGCUCCGCCGCCGCCGCCUCUUGCUAAACCGUGGCCCACGCCCGCCAAUGGGGCUCCGGCGCCGACUACUCCUUUAACUUCGAGGCUGAGCCCGGCACCUCCGAGGCCAGCCCAACCCAUUCAUAGCAAUUCCUAUCCAGCCAGUGGAGCCCCUGCGCUUUUUGCUCCGCCGCCUCUGGCGGCUCCACCGGUCUCUACAGCUAGUCCUUUAGCUCCAGUGGCCCCAACUGCUACCAACCCCAACCCGUUUUCGGCCGAGAGUCUCUUUCAAACAA
Messenger RNA from Dendroctonus ponderosae (mountain pine beetle), 1002 nucleotides. Its product is annotated as autism susceptibility gene 2 protein-like. The record is from RefSeq and is a predicted model, not a curated record. NCBI's taxonomy places the organism in Eukaryota, Metazoa, Arthropoda, Insecta, Coleoptera, Curculionidae.